Messenger RNA from Anopheles merus, 1140 nucleotides. RefSeq names its product neuropeptide FF receptor 2-like. The record is from RefSeq and is a predicted model, not a curated record. Bases 1 to 1140 code for a protein of 379 amino acids. Lineage: Eukaryota; Metazoa; Arthropoda; Insecta; Diptera; Culicidae. Gene Ontology annotation, biological process: G protein-coupled receptor signaling pathway. Gene Ontology annotation, molecular function: G protein-coupled receptor activity. The transcript has 5 exons. Gene Ontology annotation, cellular component: membrane.
AUGAAAACGGGAUUCCAAUUUAUUCCGGAGAAUAGGCCACUCCUCUACAUACCGGCGUCAAGAUUCUUCUGGGAAGCACCCACUGCACCCAACACAUCCCUCUACAACUAUCCGCUGGAGCUGUGGAGCACGAUACCGGAGUCGGAGCUGAUCGUGAAGCUGUGCGUCUUCCUUCCCAUCAUCGUGUUCGGGCUGCUCGGCAAUGGCAUCCUGCUGGAGGUUAUCUUCUCCAACCGCACGCUACGCACACCCAGCCACCUGCUGAUAGCGAACCUGGUGGUGACCGAUUUUCUCACCCUGCUCGUGUGUCCGCUCUUCUUCAUGACGCACGACUUCUUCCAGAACUAUCUGCUCGGACCGGUCGGCUGCAAGCUGGAGGGGCUUAUAGAAGGUGGUCUCCUGGUCACUUCCGUCCUCGGGAUGUGUGUCAUCAGCUACGACCGACUGUCGGCCGUCGUACUGUCCUCCGGCACCCGUCUGAAAGGACGCGGCACCGUAGCAGCGAUCGUGUUCUGCUGGCUGAUGGGAUUCAGCAUUGCGAUGCCACUGUCCCUGUAUCGUCACUUCAAAAUUCGCCACUGGAAGGAUGUGGACGAGAUGUACUGCUACGAGGAUCGCUCCGUACUGGCCACGUACUGGGAGUUUCUGCUGGUCAUGCUGGUGUGGGUCCCGCUGGGCGUUAUGCUGGUGGCGUACACACUGAUCAUCGUUAAGCUGGACCGGUACGAACGGAAUGCCCUUCGCCGGCAGCAUCCGAUGGUAGUGCGGUACAAGAGCCGGGUGGCCAAAACGCUCUACAUUGUGCUGCUGGCGUUUAUCGUCGUCCGGGUGCCCUUCACCAUCAUGGUGUUUGUGUACUACAACAUCGAACCUUUGGACCAUUUUCAGUUUAGCGAAAGUUUCAUAUUUGUCUGGUGGCUUGCGAAAGUGGCGUUCAUCUUUCUAAAUGCUGCCAUAAAUCCGCUCAUCUACGGGCUCACCAACAAAACGUUCAAAAAGGCACUUCGCGGAUCGAAGAUUUUGCAGUGCCUUUGUCGGUUGGCCCCGGAAGAACAAACGAAGCGACCGCUUGGAGAAGAGCAACGCAUCAAGCAGCAACCAGAGCAACCAACGGCUGCUACGACGCGAUCCGUUACGUAG